This is a messenger RNA of Staurois parvus, 476 nucleotides long. The record is from the annotation of a GenBank genome assembly. Lineage: Eukaryota; Metazoa; Chordata; Amphibia; Anura; Ranidae.
AUGGGCCCCUGUACCGCCUCCUCAUGCUGCUGCCAGGCCCGUAAUCUGCCAUGGGCCCCCGUACCAACUCCUCAUGCUGCUGCCAGGCCCGUAAUCUGUCAUGGGCCCCUGUACACCGCCUCCUCAUGCUGCUGCCAGGUCCAGAGUGUGUCAUGGGUCCCUGUACGGCCUCCCAUUGCUGCUGUCUCCAUCGCCACACUCUGCCAUGUGCCACUUUCAGGUCUCCUCACACUGCUGGUGGGUUCCAUUUUGUCAUAGGGUGCUGUAUGGCCUCCCAUUGCUGCUGCCUCCACCGCCACACUGUGGCUCCACACUCUGGUUUUGGCCCCGUGACUGCCCAAAUGAGUGAAGUGUGCGGUGAUUCUAAGAUCGACGGCACUCAUCUGCAUGUCAUACUGACUGACAGUAUUAUUUCUCUUCCCCAGCAGACUCCAAGGGCAUUUAAAUUAAAGGUGCAGUGUUCUGCACUAAUAUAA